AUGGAAGAGAAGGAUAUGUUUUAUGACUUACUCAGUGACAGAAUAGCCAAGGCACCUAGCACCGAGACACUGUAUAUUCUAGGGGACUUUAAUGGUAGAGUUGGAUCAGAUAACGACAUAUGGCCGAAUUGCCUGGGACAUCAUGGGGUGCGAAAAAUGAAUGAAAAUGGCCAGAGACUGCUUAAAGUUUGCUGCUUUUAUGGACUCUGUAUCACGAACACAUAUUUCCAGCUUACGGAUCAGCACAAGGUGUCUUGGAGACACCCGCACUCUCAUCACUGGCAUCAACUUGACUAUGUCAUAGCUAGGCGUACUGGUCUCAAAAAUGUGCUACUGAUACGAAGUUAUCAUAGUGCUGAUUGCAACACAGACCGCGCCUUAGUGGUGUGCACAUUGGGGCUCACUUCUAAGAAAUGUCACCACGCUAAACCGAGAGGUCAUCCCCGUACCAACACAGAUCAUGUUCAUGACACACAAAGAAAGCAGGAUUUUGCCAGUAAUUUUGAAAGUGCUUUCCCAGGAAACGUGCAAGCAGAAAGGAAUGUUGAUAAGAAAUGGGUAAAACUCUCGGGUGCAAUCUACAACUCAGCAGUAUUGGCCUAUGGAAUAAAAGGAAAAAGAAAUAAGGACUGGUACGAGCAAAAUUUGGAAGAAAUGGAACCAGUCACUCAGGCUAAACGGAAAGCCCUGCUUGCUUACAAAAGAAACCCAAAUGAAAGAACUCGAGAUGACCUACGAAAAGCAAAGAACAGGGCACAGCAAACAUCCAGGAGAUGCGCAAAUUACUACUGGCUGAAUUUAUGUGCAGGUAUACAGAAAGCGGCCGACUCUGGGAAUGCUAAGGCAAUGUACGAUGGUAUUAAGAAAGCAAUUGGACCAACUGUCAGAAAAACAGCUCCUCUGAAGCCCAAGCCAGGUGAAGUCAUUACUGAUGAAUGCAAACAAAUGGAACGCUGGGUUGAACACUACCUCGAGUUUUAUGCAGCCGAGAAUGAAGUUAGCAAGGAUGCAUGUGACGCCAUCAAACAAAUGCCAGUUAUGGAAGAACUAGAUGCAAUGCCUACUAUGGAAGAACUUAGUAGAGAAAUAGAUUCUCUUGCUAAUGGAAAGGCCCCAGUUGAAGAUGGGAUCCCUGCAGGGGUUAUUAAGUAUAACAAGUCUGUUCGUCUCAAACAUUUAUAUUCACUCAUCACAACCAGCUGGGAAGAGGGGUAA
Schistocerca piceifrons (Central American locust) is the source of this 1215-nucleotide messenger RNA. RefSeq lists its product as uncharacterized. The transcript has a single exon. Bases 1 to 1215 code for a protein of 404 amino acids. The record is from RefSeq and is a predicted model, not a curated record. Gene Ontology annotation, biological process: chromatin remodeling. NCBI's taxonomy places the organism in Eukaryota, Metazoa, Arthropoda, Insecta, Orthoptera, Acrididae. Gene Ontology annotation, cellular component: nucleus.